This is a messenger RNA of Harmonia axyridis, 7392 nucleotides long. RefSeq names its product fatty acid synthase-like. The record is from RefSeq and is a predicted model, not a curated record. Bases 149 to 7309 code for a protein of 2386 amino acids. Lineage: Eukaryota; Metazoa; Arthropoda; Insecta; Coleoptera; Coccinellidae. Gene Ontology annotation, biological process: fatty acid biosynthetic process. The transcript has 35 exons. Gene Ontology annotation, molecular function: oxidoreductase activity; 3-oxoacyl-[acyl-carrier-protein] synthase activity; fatty acid synthase activity.
UCAGUUAGGUAUAUUCUUUUUUUUCGGCGCAGUCUAAUAGCAGUGAUUGAGUUUUUUUUAGGGUCAGUCACAUAACCAGAAUUUUUUUGAAGUAAUUUUGGUAGAUUAUUCGGAUUUUCAAGAAUAGGAUUUCUGGCACGUUCAAAAUAUGAGUCCCAAUUGCGUUGCAGAUAAUAUGUCGUCACAAGAUGAAUCAUGUGAUGAUCCAUCUAUAUUGAAUGGUAGAAUUUUAGCUAGCCCUGAACCAGGAGAAGAAGUGUGUAUAACAGGUGUCUCCGGAGUCUUUCCAAACUCCAGAAAUGUCCAUGAGUUCAGGGACAACUUGAUAAACAAAAUUGAUAUGGUAGAUGGUGAUUUCCGGAGAUGGCAGCCAAUUCAUUCUGAAAUUCCCCAGAGGAUAGGAAAGAUUUAUGACAUUGAAAAGUUUGACGCUGGGUUUUUCGGUAUUCAUCAUAGGCAAGCUGACUCUAUGGACCCAAUGGCGAGAAUUUUCCUUGAGAAAGCUAUUGAAGCCAUUUUCGACGCUGGCUUCCACCCUUCUGAGCUCGAAGGCACCAAUACAGGUGUUUUUGUCGGAACGUGCUUUGCCGAAAGCGAGAAAGAUUGGUUUUUCUUGAAUUUGGAUCCUCAGCAAUACGCCAUCACCGGUUGCUUGAGAUCGAUUAUACCGAAUAGACUGAGCUAUUACUUGAAAUUGAAGGGUGUUUCCUGUGUAACAGAUACAGCCUGUAGUAGCUCUAUGUAUGCCCUUGAAAAUGCAUAUAAAGCCAUUAGAACAGGACAAUGUGAUAUGGCUAUUGUAGGUGGAACGAACUUAACCCUUCAUCCAUUCGUAUCGCUACAAUUCGCCAGAUUGGGUGUACUGAGUAAAGAUGGUUGCUGCAAGUCUUUCGAUGCUUCUGCAAACGGUUAUGCUAGAUCGGAAGCUAUUACUUGCGUAUUCUUGCAGAAAGCUAAGGACUCCAGGAGAAUAUACGCUUCGGUUGUUCACGCAAAAACUAAUUGCGACGGUUACAAGGCACAAGGUAUUACUUAUCCUUCUGGGGAUAUACAAAAGAGGCUUCUUCAGGAGUUUUAUGAAGAGUGUCGUGUCGAUCCAACAUCUCUCAGUUUUCUUGAGGCGCAUGGUACAGGUACGAGAGUGGGUGAUCCCGAAGAAUGUUCGGCUAUCGAUGAGAUCUUCUGUACCGGACGAAAAGAUCCUCUUCUGAUUGGAUCUGUCAAAUCUAAUAUAGGACAUUCCGAACCUGCUUCUGGCAUCUGUUCUAUCACAAAAUGUAUCAUAGGCUUCGAAGAAGGAUACAUCCCUCCGAAUAUCUACUACUCCAAGCCGAGAGAGGGCGUUACUGCAUUGGAAGAAGGACGAAUUAAGGUGGUUUCUGAAAAAAUGCCGUUCCAGGAUGAUAGAGGGCUUAUAGGUGUCAACAGUUUUGGUUUUGGAGGAGCUAACGGUCACGUUCUCCUCAAGUGGAAUAAAAAAUUCAAAAUCAAUGGAGGCCAGCCUGAAGAUAAUAUUCCACGUCUUGUUUGUGUCAGCGGUAGAACACCGGAAGCUAUAACUUCACUCACUGAAGAUGUAAAUUCAAGAAGUCUUGACGCUGAACAUGUCCAACUACUUCAAGAAAUUUUCAAACGGAAUGUUGAAGGCCAUAUGUAUCGUGGCUACACUAUAGCUUCGAAAGAAGGAGAAAUCAAAACUUCAGUCAGAAAUUUCGAAGGUACAAAGCCACCUUUAGUACUUGCUUUCGGAAGUUUUGACGAUUCAUGGCAAUCUCUCGCUCAGUCCUUGUUUUGCAUACCUGUUUUCGCUGCUACGAUUGAAAGAAUUCGUGAUGUUCUGAACAACAAUAAUACUGGAAUUAAUAUCACUGAAAUUAUAGAGGAUAAAGCAACUGAAAUAGAUUCUGUAGUAAAGAAUAUUCUGGGAAAUGUAACUGUGCAUAUUGGAAUUGUGGAAAUUCUAAAAGAUUUAGAAGUGGUUCCAGAUAUCAUCAUUGGAUAUGCUAUUGGGGAACUUGGAUGUGCCUACUGUGAUGGAAGUUUGUCUCUCGAACAGACUAUAUUGACAGCAUUCGAAAUUGCAAAUCACGUGAAGACUAUAAAUGAACCGUCUUCAAUUUACCUUGUUAAACUUGGAGAAGCACAGGUAAGAAAACUGCUUCCACCUAGUAUCGAGAUCAUAUGGAAAAAUAAUGAAAGGAGUGUGACAAUCUCCGGAGGGCAUAAUAUUACUAGAAAGUUUGUAGAGUCCCUUAGAAAUAUAGGAGUCGUUGUGAUACCCGUUAGUUCUGGACAUGUUACUUGGCUCACGAGAAGUAUUUCAAAAAUUGAAUCAACUGUGCUACCACGAGUUAAAGAGAUAAUUCCGAAACCAAAACAGAGAAGUAGUAAAUGGCUAUCAGCCUCAACAGAGAAAGUGGCAUCUCAUGAAUAUUUUGUCAGAGCUUUACAUUCCCAAAUAUGUUUUCAAGAUCUUUCUACCCAAUUUGAAGAAAAACACGUCAUUCUUGAAUUGGGCAAUGGUGCAUUUGCUGAAUUAUUGAAGAACACAAUUGACUUCUCUGUAAAUAUUGUUAAAUUUGAUGUCAAGCCUGGAGAUAGUGUGAAUACUCUCUUAGAAGUUCUCGGAAGUUUAUACGAAUGUGGCUUCAAUCCUCAAAUCCAAAAGAUGUAUCCAAGAAUUCAAUAUCCAGUAAGCAGGGGAACACCAAUGAUUUCUCCAAAAAUUAAGUGGGAUCACUCCAAAGACUGGUAUGUCAUGUUCUACAGAGAAAGUGAUUCACUGAAGAGUGGUGAAAGAGCGCUUGGUGUGACUCUGAAGCAAGAUGAUUACAUGUACUUAGCAGGACAUGUAAUUGAUGGACGUAACCUACUUCCGGCUACCGGAUAUUUGCAGGCUGUUUGGGGCACACUUGCUCUAAUGCUAAAUAUGUUGGAACAAGAAUUGAUUGUCGUAUUCGAAAACUGCCGUUUCAACAGAGCCACUACGGUCAGCAAAGAAAUUACUGAAUACAAUGUCAUGAUCCAAAGAAGCAGUGGCAAUUUUGAGGUCAUAGAAAGUGGUGUGGAUGUAGUGAGCGGAAGAGUGUAUUCAAUACCAGAUGAAAAAUUGGAGCAAGUAUGUCUUCCACAGCCUUCUGAAACUAUUGGAAUGAAUGAAUUAUCUUUGAAAACUAGAGAUAUUUACAAAGAGUUACGUCUUAGAGGUUAUAACUACAAAGGUGCCUUCAAAGGUCUGCAGGAGUGUAACCAUGAAGCUACAAUUGCUUGGGUGAAGUGGGACGGCAAUUGGGUAUCUUUCAUGGACAACAUGCUCCAAAUAAAAAUUCUCCAAUUGGAUACGAGACUAUUAUAUGUUCCUACUAGCAUAAGGAAGAUGACAAUCGAUGCCAAAAAACAUCUUCGAUAUGUGGAAUCUUUCGGUGAAGAUCCUGUUCUUCCGGUUUAUGUCUAUAAAGAUGCAGAUAUUAUAAGGUGUGGAGGUGUUGAAAUAAUAGGAGUUAUGGCAAGUUCGAUACCUAGGAGGAAACAAUUUGGUCAGCCUGUACUGGAAAAAUAUGAGUUUGUGCCCAAUGAGAUGAAGCUUUCAAUCGAACAAUCCUUGCGAGUCAAUAUGCAAAUAAGUUUAGAAAAUCUUUAUGCCAUCAACAUCAAAAUAGUUGAAGUGAUAGAUGAAGUAACAACAGAAGAUAGCGAACCUUUAGGACCUACUAUUCAUCAGGCUUUCAGUGACCAACCACUUAUUCGACCAAAUAUUGUUAUAUUGAGUAAAAAAAAAUUUGAUCUGCAAAACAUUACAGUAGAAGAAAAACAAUUAGUUUCAGAAACCGACUGUCAUUUAAUUGUAGCCACAAAAAUUCUUCGGAGACCAUUGGUACUUCAACAAGCUUUUGGAGCUUUGAAAGAUAAAGGGUUCAUUUUAUCACGAGAGGAAUCAGAUUUUGAUAUUUCUAAGUUACCAAAAGAAGACCUUGCACUUUUUGAUGUGCUCACAGUUCAUGAUGUUGGCUCGGAAAAGUUUGUCUACUUCAGAAAAUCAAUAAAACCACGAGAACACAAAUCUAUAAACGUUUCUCAACGGGAUGAGGAAUUUAGUUGGUUAACAAUACUGCAGAGUUCUAUGAAGAGUGACAGUGAAGUUAUUCUAUAUGCACAAAACGAAGAUUUGAGUGGCAUUCUUGGUCUCUUCAAUUGCAUUCGAAGAGAGCCUGGAGGAAUGAACGUGAGAUGUUUCCUUAUAUUUGACGCUAAUGCCCCACCCUUCGAUCCAAAACAUACUUUUUACUCCAAGCAGAUGGCGAGAAAUAUGUCUGUCAAUAUCUAUAAGAAUGGACAAUGGGGAACUUACAGACACUUGCUUUUGCAUCAAAUCGAAACAUUAGAAACUGAACAUUGCUUUGUGAAUCCUUUGAGAAGAGGCGAUUUGUCUAGUUUGAAAUGGAUUGAAGGUAAUCUUAACUCGAAAACUAUUCUACCUCCAGAGAAGAAACUAGUACAGGUGUACUUUGCUUCAUUAAACUUCAGAGAUGUUAUGACAGCCUCGGGUCGUAUCAAUGCCGAUGUUAUUACCAUGGAUAGGAUUGAACAAGAAUGUGUUCAAGGUUUCGAAUUUUCAGGAAGGACUACCAGUGGUCGGAGAGUUAUGGGAAUGGUUACGCAUGGAGCUAUGUCAACACUUAUUGCAGCUGAUAACUAUCUUCUCUGGAAUAUUCCAGAAAGUUGGUCUAUGGAACAAGCCGCUACAGUUCCUGUAGUUUAUGGAACAGUUAUUUAUGCUCUUGUUUUGCGUGGUAAAAUCAAGAGAGGGGAUUCUAUUCUUAUCCAUUCAGGUACAGGAGGUGUUGGACAAGCUGCUAUACGCAUAGCUUUAUCAUAUGACUGUAAAGUAUAUACUACAGUUGGAACACAGGAGAAGAGAGAUUUCUUGAAAAAAUUAUUUCCUCAACUCACAGAUCGUCAUAUCGGUAGCUCCAGAGACUUGACUUUUGAACGAAUGGUCAAGCAAGGAACAGGAGGUCGUGGCGUCGAUUUGGUAUUGAACUCUUUGGCUGAAGAGAAGCUCCAAGCGUCCGUAAGAUGUCUAGCGAAAGGUGGCAGAUUCCUGGAAAUUGGUAAAUUUGAUCUUGCAAAUAAUAAUAGUUUGUCGAUGUUGAUGCUCUCCAAGGGUUGUUCGUUCCAUGGAAUCAUGUUGGAUCAAUUAUUUGUUGCACAUCCGUCGGUAAAGACAAAAGUUGGUCGAAUUAUGGAAGAUGGAAUCAAAAAUGGAUCUAUAAAACCAUUAACAACAAACAUCUUCAAAAUGGAUGAAAUAGAAAAAGCAUUUCGUUUCAUGGCUUCUGGAAGGCAUAUGGGAAAAGUUAUUAUUUCAAUACGAAAAGAAGAACCUGAAAAGAAUGCGAUACCACCUGUCGUUCUCAGUCAGGCUUAUCCAAGGUUUUCUUGUUGCAACGAAAAAUCUCACAUUAUAAUAGGCGGUCUUGGAGGAUUUGGUUUGGAGUUAGCAGAUUGGCUUAUAAUGAGAGGAGCUAGAAAAUUAGUUUUAACUUCCAGAAAUGGCAUAAAGACUGGGUAUCAAUCCUACAGGAUUAGAAUUUGGAAGUCUUAUGGUGCUGUGAUAAAAUUAUCAACUGCUGAUGUCACCAACAGAGAAGGUUGCGAUCAGCUGAUCUCGGAAGCUGAAGAACUGGGACCAGUUGAGAGUAUUUUCAAUUUGGCUGUUGUGCUUAAAGACUCUUUGAUAGAAAACCAGAGUCUGGAAACCUUUAGGAUCUCUUUGGGACCAAAAGCUAUAGCAACCCAAUAUCUCGAUGCAAUAACGAGAGACAGAUGUCGGAAUUUAAGAGAUUUUGUCAUCUUCUCAUCUGUAUCUUGUGGAAGAGGAAACGCAGGUCAAACUAACUAUGGAAUGGCCAACUCUAUCAUGGAAAGGAUUUGUGAAAGGAGAAGACUGAAUGGUUAUCCAGCUCUCGCUAUUCAAUGGGGAGCAAUUGGAGAUGUUGGUUUAGUCGCAGAAAUGAUGGAGGACCAGACCGAAAUUGAAAUUGGUGGUACUCUACAACAGAGAAUAACUAAUUGUCUCCAAGUAAUGGACACAUUCUUGAGACAAAAAGAAGCUGCGGUAGUCUCUAGUAUCGUUGUAGCUGAGAAGAGAAGUGGUAGUGGAUCAGCAGACAAUAUUGUAGAUGCAGUUGCGAAUAUUUUAGGAAUUAAGAAGCAGAGUGUAUCACCACAUACGAAUUUGGCAGAACUGGGUAUGGAUUCUAUGACAGCGAUUGAAAUAAAACAAAGCUUAGAAAGAGAGUUCGAAGUUUUUCUAACGGCUCAAGAUAUUCGAACGAUGACAUUCGCUAGAUUGGAAGAAAUUCAACAAUCGAAAGAAUCAGACCGUGAAGCAGGUAUUGUCCACCAAAGACUCCCUACAGGAAUUGAACUAAUAUGGCGAAAUAUAGGUGAUGAAGAAAACUCUCAAACUCCUAUUAUUCAUUUACAAAGUUUGGUUGAAAAAACAACACAAGCACCGUAUAUCUUCUGCUUCCCCGGAAUAGAGGGAUUUGCUACAACUCUGAAACCGCUUGCUGCAAAUUUGAAAGCUAAAGUUAUUGGUAUCCAAUUCUGUUACAAAAACCCAACUGAUUCAUAUUCUAUUUUAGCAUCAGAGGCUGUUAUGCAAAUAGACAAGAUACUUGAACCAAAUGAACCACUCAAUUUGAUUGCCUACUCUUGGGGAACCAUCAUAGCUCUAGAGUCGUUAGCUAUAAUGGAAAAAAGAGGUCGUAGAGGCACCCUGAUAUGCUUAGAUGGUGCACCCAAUAUGCUCCAUGAAAUGUGUGAACAAGAGAUGAAGACGGGUUCAGAGGCGGAGUUCGAAACAGUUAUUCUGUGUCAUUUGAUGGCGUUAUAUGUACCAGUUGAAAUCAUUUUAGAGAAUAGGGAGAAAAUCUACAAAUGUAAUUCUUUCGAAGAACGUCUUGAUCUUGCACAAAAACUUACAUCGAAAGAUGCAAAACACUCUCCAGAAUAUCAAAGAAAAGCAGCUACUGCCUUUUACACUCGUUUGAAGGAACUUAGGAAUUACUAUCCAAAAUAUCCAAAGAUUCUGUCUAGCGUAAGACUCUUCAAACCCUCAAACCUGAGUGUCCAAAAUGUUCCAGAAGACUACAAACUCUCAGAACUUUGUGCUAACCUGGCUGAAGUGAAAGUUUUCGAAGGAAACCACCUCACCCUAAUUGAAAACACUGAUGUUGCAGACACAAUAAACAAUAUUUUGAGUUUAAAAGUCCCAUCUGACAAUUCAGUCAGAAUCAGUUGAAGAAGCAGUUAUUUAAUCUUUUUGCUUAUUUUUGGGCAGUUGAUUAUAAUUAUGUACGUUAUUUCUAAUAAACAACUCUUUUC